Daldinia loculata is the source of this 1280-nucleotide messenger RNA. Its product is annotated as S-adenosyl-L-methionine-dependent methyltransferase. NCBI's taxonomy places the organism in Eukaryota, Fungi, Ascomycota, Sordariomycetes, Xylariales, Hypoxylaceae. The transcript has a single exon. The record is from RefSeq and is a predicted model, not a curated record. The coding region runs from base 380 to 1093 and encodes 237 amino acids.
UCCUAAGAUAGGUCCUAAUGUAAUAGAGAAAUGCUACUAGUCAGACGCCAUGUCUCGGGAGCUGAGACUAUAUUCGCAUCCUCAUGCGAGUAGGAGUAAAUAGGAGUAGAAUGAGGUAAGCAUCUAGACCGGCUGAAGCCACCGAUUGGUUUGCCUACUACGGUUGCGUGCCUUUUUUCAUGGGACCCUUAUCGCAUACGGUCCAAACGGUUAGUACGGUCAUAAUCCCAUACAUAUCCAUGUUAGAUCCGCAGCAGGAUGCUCAGAGAUACUCCGACAUAAUAUAAGGCGGUAAGACACUUGUGCUUUCUUCUAAAUAAUCUACGGACUUUGUUUUUCAAAAUAACCCAUCGUUCAACACUUACCCGGAGAAAAGAAAAUGAGUACUACAAUGGUCACAGAAACUAGCUCGACGGGCUUGGGCUCGGGUAUCUACACACAGUCCAUCCUAAACUACCUAUACCAGCGCUUAGUUCUGGAAUUCAAUGUCCCUUACGUAUGGGGCUGCCCAUGCGAUGUAUUACUCAACCUCUUUGCCGAACACUUCUCUCAGAACCAUCUAGACUGUGGUGUCGCCACGGGUUACUUUCCCGCAACCGUCCUGCAACGUACCCGCCAAGCCAAUGCGCAACGCCAAGUUACCUUGUUAGAUCUCAACCCCAACUGUCUGGAGGCGGCCAAGGCAGCUAUACAGGCAGAGGCGCCACAAGUUCCGGUUCACACUGUCGAGGCAGACAUAAAAGCACCCAUACCAGCUGCGUUAAAGGGCAAGAAGUUCGAUACGAUAUCCAUGUUCAACUUAUUCCAUUGCGUACCCGGGGGUGCGAGCAAGUUCCAAGCACUUGCCACCUACAAGGACGUUCUUGCGGAUGACGGUGUGUUCAUAGGAUGUACGGUGCUAGGCGAGAAACACACCACCGGCUGGUUUUCUCGGAAUUAUCUCAGCCUCUAUAACUGGGUCGGCGUGUUCAAUAACUGGGAUGACAAGGCGGAGGACAUCGAAAGCGUGCUUCGAUCAGCGUACAAGGAGGUUGAUACCUGGAAGGUUGGAAUGAUAUUCAUGUGGAGGGUAAAGGGCCCCAAGAAGGCCUAAGUACCUACCUGAUACUAACAACACCGCAUUUAUGGAGACAUGGGCUGUUCAUGGGGAUGGGUCUGUUAGGAGUUUGGUUGGCUAUCUUUUGUACCACAGCAAGCAGUUUUUUUCUUCCUGGGCUAAGUACAGGAUAGAUUUGGAUAAAUUCGGAGAAAAAAAUACCUCAAUACAUCUGAUUAAACUA